Messenger RNA from Punica granatum (pomegranate), 653 nucleotides. The record is from RefSeq and is a predicted model, not a curated record. NCBI's taxonomy places the organism in Eukaryota, Viridiplantae, Streptophyta, Magnoliopsida, Myrtales, Lythraceae.
GGUAAACUCAGGAUGCACACAACGUACUUAUUAGGCAUGGAAACUCCAAUGACGCGCCAAAAGUUCACUCUCUUGUUGCUUAUUGCAGCUUUCAGCGUUUUCAUAAUUUCUGGUGGAGUGGAUGGGGCUAAUGAGUGUGGGAAAUCCUCUCCCGACAGAGAGGCCUUCAAGCUUGCCCCUUGCAUGUCAGCUGUCCAGGACAUCAAUGCCCCUGUCUCGAGCAGCUGCUGCCUCCAAGUGAAGAAGAUGGGACAGAACCCGAGUUGCCUAUGCGCUGUUAUGCUCUCAAACACAGCUAAGAGCUCGGGAGCUAAGCCUGAGGUUGCCGUCACCAUCCCCAAGCGCUGCAACAUCGCGGAUCGCCCCGUCGGCUACAAGUGCGGAGCUUAUACUCUGCCUUAAGGACUCGGGGCUGCUAGGGUCGUCACUCGAGUUGAGACCUUUCUCGAGUCUUACAGUUCCAACUAAUUAGGGUGACUCUUAAAUCAAGACAUCUUGAAUAAAUGUACCGAACUUAUUGGAGAGGCAACAUCUCUGGCUUUAUCAUGUAUCGGGAGAUUGUUGAACCAACAUCUACCUUGUAAUCUUGGUUCUGCUUUUCUUCGAGUCCAUUACGCUUAAUCCCAAGCUAGCACGGGGCUUGAUUUUAUUGA